CUGGACGUGGGCUAUGUCACCACCACCAUGCCUCAGAUGCUGGUGCACCUUCUUGCUCGCUCUCAGACUAUCUCUUUUGCUUGCUGUUGGCUGCAGAUGUAUGCGUUUGGUGCCCUGGCCCUGAGUGAGUGCAUCAUCUUUGUGGUCAUGGCCUAUGACCGAUAUGUGGCCAUUUGUUACCCAUUGCGCUACACUGUUAUCCUCAGCUGGGGAAAGUGCACACGACUGGCAACUGGGACCUGUGUUUGUGGUUUCUUCUUCUCUCUAAUUCACACCUACCUCACAAUGAGGUUGCCCUACUGUGGACCCAAUAUCGUCAACCACUACUUCUGUGAAGGUCCCUCAGUACGAAGCUUAGCUUGCAUGGAUACCCACCUCAUUGAGAUGGUGGAACUGGUCAUCAGUGUGCUUUGGAAUGUCACUCCAAGUUGCCUUAUUCUGGCCUCUUAUAUCCGUAUUGUCCAGGCCAUUCUCAAGAUCAAAUCGACCAAGGGACGUUGCAAGACCUUCUCUACCUGUGCUUCCCACCUGACUGUGGCCACAUGCUUCUAUGCUCCAGCUACAUACAUCUACCUUAGGCCUAACUCCAGCUACUCCCCUGAACGUGACAAGAAAAUUACACUCUUCUAUAAUGUUUUCACAGCUCUGCUCAAUCCUGUUGUCUACAGUCUGAGGAACAAGGACAUCAAAGGAGCUUUUCUCAAGGUGAUGGGGUGUGGUAGGGGUGCCAGUUGA
Messenger RNA from Echinops telfairi (small Madagascar hedgehog), 735 nucleotides. RefSeq names its product olfactory receptor 2A12-like. NCBI's taxonomy places the organism in Eukaryota, Metazoa, Chordata, Mammalia, Afrosoricida, Tenrecidae. The annotation marks the transcript as partial. Gene Ontology annotation, biological process: G protein-coupled receptor signaling pathway. Gene Ontology annotation, cellular component: membrane. The transcript has a single exon. Gene Ontology annotation, molecular function: olfactory receptor activity; G protein-coupled receptor activity. The record is from RefSeq and is a predicted model, not a curated record.